Nomascus leucogenys (northern white-cheeked gibbon) is the source of this 1847-nucleotide messenger RNA. RefSeq names its product chromosome 10 C12orf74 homolog (gene C10H12orf74). Bases 453 to 1025 code for a protein of 190 amino acids. Lineage: Eukaryota; Metazoa; Chordata; Mammalia; Primates; Hylobatidae. The transcript is spliced from 3 exons. The record is from RefSeq and is a predicted model, not a curated record.
AGCCAUUGUUUACCUGACUUGUUCUUAGGCUGCCUUAGAUUCUGAACUGGCUUCCCUUUAGGCUUUUUCAUAAACAAAUAACUGGAAAUGUCUCUAAGGAGGGGAGAGACCAGUUCCUCAUUGCAGCUGGUAGCAAGUUUGCUUUCACUCAGCCGGGAGGGCGCAUUGUUACAAGGUGUGGAACUUGUUGCUUCAAGCCCUCCCUGGCAGCUCACUCUGGAUCUGCAGGUUCUGAGGAUCCUCAGGACCCACCUGGGUGCGGUUGCCUUCAGGGACAGACCAUCUUACAGAUGCAACAACCUGCUUGACACUCUCCUCUGGAAGAGGAAAGGAACUACUAGAGGAAGCGUGGGCACUUGGAUGCAGAAAUUGAGCACCCUCCAUGUGAUCCAGAGAACAGCAACUCAUACAUCUUCUGGAACUUUCUACCAACAGUAGAACCUCUUAGCUUUAUGGAGAAAACAGAGUCAUUCUGUCCAGAGGUGCCACCCCGAGACUGCGGAGCCUCUCCUUGGCCCCCGCUGAGGAGCCUGCCAAAGAACCAGGGGAGUCUCCUCCAGUUUGACCGGCAAGCUCCAGGCCGCCUGUCCACCUCACCCACUUUGAGGAGAUUAAGGACCCGUAGCUGUGGGACAAGGCAGGAUACCUUGCAGGUGCCCACCUGGGGAAGCUGGGGAGAGCCUGUGGGCUCCCCAUGUUACCUUUCCAAGAGCCUGCCAGGAAGCUCAAAGGAUUCUUCACACUUGCUGUCACCCUUGAGACUCCACUCAAGAUUGACCUCUGAACCUGAAAGGGCCCUGAAUGCAGCUGACUCACUGGAGCCCCAAACCCAGCCCAUGGACAAGUAUCUCCCUCCUGAGCUUCAGCCUGUCAGUGAAGGAUCCCUUCACCAGGCCUCUCUUCUGCAGCAAGAAGGCCACUUCCUGCCCUGCCCCACCCCACGACGCCCUAGUCCUCAGGGAGAAGAAUUGCACCCAUCCAGGUGUGUAUGCAUUUAUUUUCUCCAGUGCUAUGACAUCUGUUGACUAUUUACUAUUAGAUUUUUAUUUCUGUCCUGACGUUACAAAGCUGACGGUGUGUUAACCAGUGCACAUUGUUUUAGAGCACUCAAGUCACUCUUCACAUUUAUAGGGGCAAGAAUUUUCAUUUCAAGAGUCUCCCUUUAAGAGCACAGCAUUUGGGGGCAGGAUACAAUGCCAUAUGCAGUCAUGGUUUUCGUUUUGAAUUGUCAAUGUCUUAAUUAAUAUCCACUUAGUAAUAGGUUUUGUCUGGUAGAGAAAAUAGAAAGGCCAGAGAUAUGCAACAGCUUUUCAAAGAAAAAUUUAGAGAACAAAAGAAAGGAACAAGAUGUCCUGGUUAAAUCUAGGGUGACCUUUAAAAUAACCUGUUAUGACAGACUGUGCCCUUAUCCAAAAUGAAGUAGACUAUGUCAUUUCCAAAACCAGCUCUGAACUUUCAGCAUGGCCCCAUGGUUGUAGCAAUGGAUCUGCCAUCCCUGACAGGGAUGAAAAGUUUCUGUAGCAGCAAAGGAAAUAUCCAUGCCCAAUUUUAUCUUCCUGACUUGUGGGAUUGGCAGGAAAGCCCUCAUUUCAUUUGAAAAGUCACAGAGGAUUUUUUUGGAGAAAUAGCUGCUGUUUUAUUACUGGACCUCAAUCCUCAAGCAAUAGUUUGAUGUUCAUAGCAGUAAGGAUAACAUCCAUGUACACAUUCUUUGUUGAUUUUAAUCCUUGUUGGCCUAAUUGUAUCAACAAAGGUAGAAGAUACUUACCAAGCCAUAGGGAAAUGCAAAUUUUUAUGUUUGUGUAUCAGUUAGCUAUUGCUAGGUAAAAAAACCACUUAAAGUAACA